Messenger RNA from Laetiporus sulphureus 93-53, 186 nucleotides. RefSeq lists its product as uncharacterized. Gene Ontology annotation, cellular component: cytosolic large ribosomal subunit; ribosome. Gene Ontology annotation, molecular function: structural constituent of ribosome. The coding region runs from base 1 to 186 and encodes 61 amino acids. The record is from RefSeq and is a predicted model, not a curated record. Gene Ontology annotation, biological process: cytoplasmic translation. Lineage: Eukaryota; Fungi; Basidiomycota; Agaricomycetes; Polyporales; Laetiporaceae. The transcript has 5 exons.
AUGGCCAAAUCCAAGAACCAUACCAAUCACAAUCAAAACAAGAAGGCUCACCGCAAUGGUAUCAAGAAGCCUCAGAGCCACAGGACAAGGUCGAUGAAGGGGGUUGACCCCAAGUUCCGCCGCAAUGCGAAGUAUGCGCUCGUUGGCUCGCGGAAGGCACGCAAGGAGGCCAAGGAAUCGUCAUGA